Paracoccidioides brasiliensis Pb18 is the source of this 3714-nucleotide messenger RNA. RefSeq lists its product as uncharacterized. Gene Ontology annotation, cellular component: cytoplasm; membrane. Gene Ontology annotation, biological process: phosphatidylinositol dephosphorylation. Gene Ontology annotation, molecular function: phosphatidylinositol-4,5-bisphosphate 5-phosphatase activity; phosphatidylinositol-3,5-bisphosphate 5-phosphatase activity. The transcript has 7 exons. The record is from RefSeq and is a predicted model, not a curated record. Bases 1 to 3714 code for a protein of 1237 amino acids.
AUGUCUCUGCGCGUUCUCUGUCGAGACCGGCCUGAUCGAGCGCUGGCAUUGAUCUCUGACAACCAUGGCCUGGUCCUUAACCACGUUCCCGUCACUUCUGAGUCGAGCUCGGUUGCGUCAUACUCCAACAUUAGCCCACCAAAGUGCCAUAUCGAAUUUGAUACGCUGGAUUCGCUUGACCUGGCGGGCUUCAGAGCCCUAGGUCGUGCACAUGGCACCCUUGGCCUGAUCGCGUUGGCAAGUGAUAUCUUUCUCUGUACAGUAUCUCAUGCGUCCCAGGCAGCUACAGUGCGCCCUGGAGAAACUGUCCAGAGGAUCGUGAACGUGGAAUUUUACUGCUUGAACCGCCCCGAUUAUGACAACGAUCUGGACUAUGAAUCUAGAACGGCCUUUGCAUAUCAUACUGAAGAUACCGACUAUGGAACUGGCUAUGACGGUCGCGAAGUUGUCACCGAAAAUCCGUUUCUUCCUCUUAAAAAACUGCUUGGUGACGGCAGCUUCUACUACAGCGUCGACUUCAAUCUUACUGACCGUCUUCAAGAUAGGGCCGAGGAGACGACCUCCUUCGAUAUCGAUAGUCUUGACAGGGACUUUUUAUGGAACUCCCAUAUGAUUGAGCCUCUCCUGCUGUUUCGAAGUCAUUUGCUAGAAUCUGAGCGCCAGGCACUGGACGCAUCCCGGAUUUUGACAUCAGCCAUCCGAGGAUUUGUUUAUUCGUUAACAAUUCCUGCGUCCACACCGCUCCUGCGAACCUCUCAUUCAAACCUACCGUCAAGCUUGACGUUGAUAUCCCGACUUUCCUCAAGAAGGGCCGGAACCAGGUUUAAUUCUCGCGGUAUCGAUGACGAAGGAAAUGUUUCUAAUUUUGUCGAAACGGAAACAAUUGUAUGGGUUCCUCCUGGCAUAUGUUUUGCUUAUACCCAGGUUCGCGGAUCUCUCCCGAUUUUCUGGGAACAAAGCGUUGCCAUAGGUGGUCAGAAAAUUCAAAUCACUAGGUCUGUAGACGCCUCUCAACCUGCGUUUGAUAGACAUUUUGAUCGCCUGUCUUUGACCUAUGGUGCCGUGCAUGUGGUAAACCUUCUCACGGAACUAAAACCGGGAGAGGCAGAACUAUCUCAACGAUAUCGAUAUCAUAUCUCCCGAAGCCCUUUAAGACACAGUCACGAUCCGAACACAUCCUCCGAACACCAUCUGCUCCGUGCAACAGACUUUGAUUUUCAUGCAGAGACAAAGGGCCCUGCAGGGUACCAGAGUGCCUCUAUAAUUCGACAUCAGAUCCAAGAUUCCGCAGAUGCAUUCGGUUUCUUUCUAUCUAUAGAUUCUCACCAAAACGCAGAGCCAUUGACUUCUAUUGAAGAUGCAAGCAAGGGCCAGACUGUUAUUCUUCAGCAGCAGGGCUUUUUCCGAACAAACUGUUUAGAUUGCCUGGAUCGGACCAAUCUGGUACAGACCAUUAUAAGUCAGAUGGCACUUGAAUCUUUCCUGGAACAGCAAGGCGGUGAAGCAUCGGCUGAAUUUUGGAGGAGGCAUUCAACCCUGUGGGCGGACAAUGGUGACAAUCUCUCUAAAAUCUAUGCUGGCUCUGGCGCUUUGAAGUCAUCAUAUACCCGACAUGGCAAGAUGUCUCUUGCCGGCGCAUUUGCAGAUAUAAGGAAAAGCGCGGCCCGUCUAUAUAUGAACACCUUCACUGAUAGCGCGAGACAAAAUACUAUAGAUCUCCUUUUGGGAACUCUGACUGGCCAGAGUACCGUGCAUCUGUACGACCCCAUUAGUGAUUCUGUCAACAGAGCUCUAAGGCAGAGGGCCCAAGAGUUCAGUUCCUCGAAAAGGAUACGGAUAUGGGUUGGAACGUUCAAUGUCAACGGUCGGAGCGAUGGUGCCAAAGUAACCGAUCUCUCUCCAUGGUUAUUACCUCAUCUUGAUCGUUUACAUGAGGAUCCCGCGAUAUUCGCGGUCGGAUUUCAGGAGAUUGUUGAGUUGAGCCCACAACAGAUUAUGUCGACUGACCCUGGGAACCGAAUAAUAUGGGAGAACGCUGUGAAGAGCACUUUAAAUGACUACGCUAACAGGAGGGGUGUGAGCGAAUAUGUUCUCCUUCGAAGCGGUCAACUAGUGGGCACUGCUCUUUUGAUAUUUGUCAAAUCUGAAUUGCUUACCGACAUAAAAGCUGUUGAGGGUAGUGUGAAAAAGACCGGUAUGUCUGGAAUGGCCGGCAACAAGGGUGGAUGCGCCAUUCGUUUGCAAUGUUCGAACACGCGAAUAUGCUUUGUUACAGCGCAUCUUGCGGCCGGGUUUUCGAAUUACGACGAACGGAAUCGUGACUAUCAAACAAUCAGUCAAGGACUUCGCUUCCAGAGAAAUCGGUCGAUCGAAGACCACGACGCCAUAAUAUGGCUUGGGGACUUCAAUUACCGAAUUGGCUUGCCUAAUGACCGGGUGAGGGGCCUUAUAAAAGAUGGAGAUUUAGAAUCCCUAUAUGAGAACGAUCAGCUCAAUUUACAAAUGGUUGCUGGCCUCACGUUCCCAUUCUAUUCGGAGGCCCGAAUCACCUUCCCUCCAACAUAUAAGUACGACAAUGGAACUGACCUCUAUGACACAUCAGAAAAAGCACGUAUACCAGCCUGGUGUGACAGGGUUCUGUGGAAAGGGGGAAACUUACGCCAGCUAGAGUACAAUGCGGCGUCUUUGAAGUUCUCAGAUCAUCGCCCUGUACACGCGACUUUCGAUUGUGGAAUAAGCGUAGUAAAUGAGGAAUUGAAAGAGGAGAUACGAAAGAGCCUCUACGAAGUUGAACGAAAUCGCAUUAUGAGCGGCAUGGCAGAUUCUGGGUCGGAGGACACGGAUGACGAGGUUGAGGACUUCAUAGGAUUUGAUGCGAUCGACCCUGGACUCCCGCCAGCCAGUUCCGAUCGCCGUAAAUGGUGGCUUGACAACGGACUUCCUGCGAAGUCGACACUGAAGCCACCACAUGGACUUGCUGCCAAUCCAAGCAGACCUGCAAACCCAUUUUCUACAACUCCUGAAUCUGAGUGGAUUCACCUUUCUUAUCCGAGUAUUUCUCCUACCAAAGGUCAAGCAGACGGUAUUUCGGACAUCCGGAAAUCGGGGUUCCCGGCGCCAACGCCCCUUCGAUCUAAGGCACCUCUUAUCGACAUCGAAAACAGAGAGAAACCUUCACCACCUUUGCCAAGCAGGAGUAUGACCGAGUUGUCAACAAUUUGCGAUGGGGACUUGGGCACACCUAAGAAACGCGCGCCUCCAGUCCCUACAAAACCCCUGUCGAUGACAAUGAGCUUAGAGCUCCCUCCAACUGCAACCACAAAUGCAGAUGCCAAUAUCAUGAGAACACCCUCAGCUCCAAUUCACACACCAGUCCCAACAACGCCGCAAAGAGAAGCAACCACUAUCGGACCCAAACCACCUCUCCCACGGCGCAAAACGUUAGAAGAACGAGGGGCAGAGGUGCUCACGUCAGGAAGCAUUCAUCCAGCGAAGCCCCUUCUUCCUCCUCCCGUCCAUCCUAGAAAGGCAAAACCUGAAAGAUCUUACACUGGUGACUUACCACACCCUAACCUACCCUCACCCGAGGUGUCAUUGCCUCGUCUUCCUGCUAGAAAGUCAGCCGCGCCCCUUGACACUUCGACGCCGAGUCUCUUGGAUGGAGAUGUUGAGGAGAACAUUGCCGGGUGGAAACCACUUCGCUCACAAGGGUGA